Myotis myotis is the source of this 905-nucleotide messenger RNA. RefSeq names its product achaete-scute family bHLH transcription factor 5 (gene ASCL5). Gene Ontology annotation, biological process: developmental process; regulation of transcription by RNA polymerase II. The transcript has a single exon. The record is from RefSeq and is a predicted model, not a curated record. NCBI's taxonomy places the organism in Eukaryota, Metazoa, Chordata, Mammalia, Chiroptera, Vespertilionidae. Gene Ontology annotation, molecular function: RNA polymerase II transcription regulatory region sequence-specific DNA binding; DNA-binding transcription factor activity, RNA polymerase II-specific; protein dimerization activity. Bases 369 to 905 code for a protein of 178 amino acids.
CCCAGCGCCGUGGCCCCGGCGCAGAGCCGCAGGGUUCGCGCCCUCGGGAGGCUCCUGCGCGGGGCUGCCGGCGAGGCGGGUGCCCAUGGCCCGCGGAGGAGGGUGCGGGCCCGAGGCCUGGCCCUGGGCUGGGUCCUAGCCUGUGCGCGCUGAGCCGCUGCCUGGAGGCGCCCCCCUGGUCCGCAGCGAUGGCGCCCCUUAGGGGGACCGCGGCAGCCCUCGCACGGAGCGCGGAGAACCCCUAACCAGUCCUGGAACCCCCGAGCGGCUGCUGGCGAUGUGACGCGCCCCCGCGGUGGGGACGCGCAGACCCCGAGCGGGGGCGGUGCGGGGAGGGUCUGGCCCUGGGCGCAGCGCCCCGCGGCGCCAUGAACCGUGGACCACAGACCAUGAACGGUCACUUCUGCCGGGCGCUGAUGGAGCGGGGGCCGACGGCGCCCCCCGGCGGCGGCCUGCAGCUGGGGCCCGCGCCCCCGCCCCGGCCCGCGCCCCUGCCCGCGGAGCCCCCGGGCGCCGUGCCCUUCCUGCUGCUCCCGGGCCCCGCCGCCGCCGCCUACGCCGGCCUGUUCCCCUGCGCGCCCGGACCCGGCGCCCUGGGCGCCUACGACGGCGCCUUCGAGCCCGCCUUCGUCCACAAGCGCAACGAGCGCGAGCGGCACCGCGUGCGCUGCGUGAACGAGGGCUACGCGCGCCUCCGCGGGCACCUGCCGCGCGCGCUGGCCGAGCGGCGGCUGAGCAAAGUGGAGACGCUGCGCGCCGCCAUCCGCUACAUCCGGCACCUGCAGGAGCUGCUGCGCGCGCCCGACGGCCCCCCGCGGCCCGAGCCCCCGCGCGACGCCCCGCCGCCCGCGGGCGCCCGCCUCCCCGCCUCGCCGGGCCCGGAGCCCGAGGCGUCCAGGCAGUGA